This is a messenger RNA of Rhizopus microsporus ATCC 52813, 1203 nucleotides long. RefSeq lists its product as uncharacterized. The transcript has 5 exons. Gene Ontology annotation, biological process: regulation of actin filament polymerization. NCBI's taxonomy places the organism in Eukaryota, Fungi, Mucoromycota, Mucoromycetes, Mucorales, Rhizopodaceae. Gene Ontology annotation, molecular function: actin filament binding. Gene Ontology annotation, cellular component: plasma membrane; cortical actin cytoskeleton; actin filament. Bases 1 to 1203 code for a protein of 400 amino acids. The record is from RefSeq and is a predicted model, not a curated record.
AUGUGUGACUUGAGUGAUCCUCGUAUUGUUGAAGCUUAUACUUCAAUUGUCGAAGAGGGAACCGCGGAUUGGUUACUUCUCGGUUACCAUGACACUCGAGACGUUAUAUCCUUGUACUUUUCAGGCUCUGGAGGAUUAGCUGAAUUCCGUAAUCACUUGAGUGACGAAGUGCUGUAUGGAUUUGUUAAAGUAGAUGAUCGAUUUAUAUUAAUUACAUGGGUAUCUGAACAAGUUAGUGGCGUGAGAAGAGCACGAGCGCUUGUACACAGUCGAUCAGUCGCAUCUUUACUAAAACUGCAUCAUGCACAGCUUACUGCUUCCAAUAUAAACGAUCUCAGUGACGCCAAUAUCCGUACGCGUCUUAAAUUAGAUGAUCAGGAACAACAACAACAACUGUCUGGUCGCAAAUCAUCUGCUUCUCUGUCAGAGCAAAGACAAAAGAGACUAUCUCGUCAAAAAACCAAUAAUCCUCCAUCAACACCCACUUCGCCCACAGUACAAAAAAAGCCAUCGUUGGAAGAUGAUUUUGUUGAGGCGAGCGAAACACUUCCAUCAGAAGACGGUGCAAAGGUAGAAAUUGAUGACGACAUGAUUAUUCAGCAACAAGAGGAAGAGAGAAAAAAGAGGGAACUAGAGGCAGCCAAGAAACAAGAAGAAGAGAGAAAAGCCGCAGAAGCAGCCGCAGCGGCAGAGGCUGAACGAAGACGUAUUGCUGCAGAGAAGGAAGCAGAGCGACAGAGAAAAGCCGCUGAAAAGGAGGCAGAAAGGCAACGACUUAUUGCCGAAAAGGAAGCAGCAAGAAAGGCAGAGGAAGAAAGAUUAAGAAAAGAAGCAGAAGAAAAACGACAGUUGGAAGAAAAGAAACGAUUACAACAAAAAUUAUUAGAAGCAGAAAAGAAUAAGGAUGUUAUCCUUUCAGGCUUUGUCUCUGUUCAACCUAACGGAAGUCCAUUUUGGAGACGUAGGUACUUUACGAUUAAGGGAAAAGCAUUAGCUUUUUAUAGAGACGAAUUGAGCACAACACCCAUCCAAGUCCUUGACCUGAGCAGUGUGACAAGAUUAAAUAGCGUGGAUGUUGAUGUUGAAACUUUUGUACCAAAUGCAUUUGUAUUAGAAACACGGCAAGAUGGAGCUUAUCAGCUAUUUGCAGACGAUAAAAAGGGACGAGAAACAAUUCUUACUGCCCUUCAAACUGUUAUUUAA